Haliotis rufescens (red abalone) is the source of this 678-nucleotide messenger RNA. Its product is annotated as cytochrome P450 2D27-like. Lineage: Eukaryota; Metazoa; Mollusca; Gastropoda; Lepetellida; Haliotidae. The transcript has 3 exons. Gene Ontology annotation, cellular component: intracellular membrane-bounded organelle; cytoplasm. Gene Ontology annotation, biological process: xenobiotic metabolic process. The coding region runs from base 1 to 678 and encodes 225 amino acids. The record is from RefSeq and is a predicted model, not a curated record. Gene Ontology annotation, molecular function: iron ion binding; oxidoreductase activity, acting on paired donors, with incorporation or reduction of molecular oxygen, reduced flavin or flavoprotein as one donor, and incorporation of one atom of oxygen; heme binding.
AUGAAAGUGUUCGAGGGCGAACAGAUUGGAAGCACGAUAACUGGUAGUCCAGAUCUGGAGAACGUGGCCAUGACUAUUGCAGACCUCUUUCUGGCCGGCACAGAAACCACAGCCACUAUAAUUCGAUGGACACUGGCCUACUUUCUCCACAACCCGGAUGUACAAGAAAAGUGUUUUCGGGAGAUCCAGGAAAAUAUCGGCCAGAGCAGACGACCCUCCAUGAAGGACAAGACUAAUCUGCCGUACGUGGAGGCCACCAUUAUGGAAGUGUUGAGACGUGCGGAUAUCGGGCCUCUCUCACUCCCCCACACCGUUCCCCACGAUGUACAGUUCAGAGGGUACACGUUCCCAAAGGGGGUCAACGUUAUGUUGAUGCUUGACUCGGUCCUACAAGACCCGGAUGUGUGGGAUGGCUCACACAACUUCCGGCCCGGCCGUUUCCUUGACGAAACUGGCAAGAUUGUAAAGAAAGAAGAGAGUUCAUUCCCUUCUCUCUGGGUUCGACGAGUCUGCCUGGUGGAGUCGAUGGCCCGGAUGGAGUUGUUCCUCUUCCUGACCACUAUGAUCCAGAGGUUCAAGUUCGUCCCUGUGGUUGGCCAGAUGCCCUAUUUGGAUGGAAUCAUCGGCUUAAGUCAUUCUCCAAGGCCAUUCCUCAUGAAAGCCAUUCCCAGAGUUUAA